Molecule: messenger RNA, 860 nt
Organism: Sclerotinia trifoliorum
Lineage: Eukaryota; Fungi; Ascomycota; Leotiomycetes; Helotiales; Sclerotiniaceae
Source: the annotation of a GenBank genome assembly
AUUUCUUUGAUUGCAUAGUAAAAAGUACGUACUUAUAUUUCUAGCGCAGACUUUACAUCUAAAGAGUCUAAUCGCAAGAAUAAUUUGAAAAUCAUCAUAAUGGCCGAGCCUGAAGUUAGUCACGGUCGCGGAGGUAUGUUCUGUUUGCAGUCGCAGUCAAAGGAGGGAAAUCCUAACGUCAUAGCAGGCGCUGGAAAUAUUGGAGCUGAUUCCACUCCGUAUGCAUAUACUUUCUCCCAUCGCAACUUUUACGCAUUCGUGAUCCAGUAUGAGGCGGAAGUUUUCGACAAAUAAACUAAUGGACCCAAUAGAUAUGUUGAUGGUGAAAUCGUUCGCCAAGGACCAGCGGGAGAUCAUGGUGAUGGAGCAUUUAGCGUCGGUCGAGGAGGAGCCGCAAACAUCGGUUCACCUGGUCUCCCGGCUACCAAACGUAGCGAUGCGGAUAGUAUUCCAGAAGCUGCAUUAAGACCUAGUACUGAUGGUGAAAAUGUGCACUUUGGGCGAGGUGGUGAGGGUAAUGUGGUUAAUACGACGAAGCCGGGUGUAGAACAUCCGAUUGGAUUGGCGGAUAAGUUGAAGAAUAAGUUGUUCAAGAAGAAAGCUCAUUCUACCGCCAAAUGAGUGGCUGGGAAGGAGGAUUUUGUUUCGAGAGCUUUGGAGAGGUUCUUUGGUUUGGUUUCGCUGGGGGUUGUUAAGAACUCUGGUUGAUUAUAUUUGAGGGCUUGAUUAAUGAUUUUCGAUAUUGGAGAGGGGAGUUUUCAUAUCCUCCUGGGAGGAUGGGGGGAUAAAAUGAUACCCGAUUAUGGCUUGUGUCUGGGAUUGAGGUCGUUCGACUCGCUAUUUACGAGAGAGAAGUUGUU